Messenger RNA from Arvicola amphibius (Eurasian water vole), 493 nucleotides. RefSeq names its product RNA polymerase II, I and III subunit K (gene Polr2k). The transcript has 4 exons. Lineage: Eukaryota; Metazoa; Chordata; Mammalia; Rodentia; Cricetidae. Gene Ontology annotation, cellular component: RNA polymerase I complex; RNA polymerase III complex; RNA polymerase II, core complex. The record is from RefSeq and is a predicted model, not a curated record. Gene Ontology annotation, molecular function: DNA binding; DNA-directed RNA polymerase activity; zinc ion binding. Bases 100 to 276 code for a protein of 58 amino acids. Gene Ontology annotation, biological process: DNA-templated transcription.
GCCGGAAGUUACCGAGAAGACACUGGUAGUGACGGCUUCCGAGGACCCGGGAAAGGUUUUGCGUGCACAGAGCUUGUUUGAGCUGCCGAGGCACUAACAAUGGAUACCCAGAAAGACGUCCAACCCCCAAAGCAGCAGCCGAUGAUAUAUAUUUGUGGAGAGUGUCACACUGAAAAUGAAAUAAAAUCCAGAGAUCCAAUCAGAUGCAGAGAAUGUGGAUACAGAAUAAUGUACAAGAAAAGGACUAAAAGAUUGGUAGUUUUCGAUGCUCGGUGAAAACUUGGAAUUCAGGAGUGUCUUCGUUCAAACAUUUGCCCCACUGAUGCUUCUCUGUGUAGCUUUACAACUACAACUGUGUACCUAUGGCUUCACUUUAGAUAUGUGAUUGUAUUUUAAUACUUUGUAUAAAGGAAGUUUUGGUUUAGCAUAUGACUUUUAAUUUAUUGUGCCUAUAAUCUCUCACACAAGAUUAAAGUUGUUUCCCCAAACCUCA